CAUAUACAGGGCAGUAAUAGCAGCUUCAGGCAAACAGCUCGCGAGGUCUAGGUUCUACCUUCCACCACAAUUCUGUAGGCCUGUGACCUGUCAGAAGUCACUGAAGAAAUUCUUAACAAUAUCGUUGCUACAACCUAAAACCAGAUCGCGCAGCUCGCUUGAUCAGGUGGCUGGUCCCAUUCCGCAAGUCGCCGCUUCGGCGGGUCGACUCCUUGAAGGAAUGGACGCUUCAGCACCUCCAUUUGUCCCUCGACAAGUUAGAGAUUCCGCGCCACUUUACGUUGCGUCGGCCAGCCCAUCCGAUCCUAGCCUUAGCGCUGCCGCGGACACCGGGCGCGGCAGCGGUCGUGGGAUUCGCGGCCGCGGAAGGGCCCGAGGCGGCGUGGAUGGUCGCGGUGUUCGCAGCCGGGGGCCGCACGAAACGGCGGGCAGUGUGCCCGCCGCCGAGUUAGGGGGUGCUGUGCACUUGAAUGCGCAAGAGCCUCAGCAGGAGUUCCCAGACCUAGCCGUUGGCCGCCGCGGCCGUGGCCGGGGGCGUGGGGAAUCGCGGCGCUCCGCCUUUGAGCCCGCUUUCACGGCACGCCACCCUGACCACGAGCAGCCAGCCGCCAGCCCACACGACUCUGUCAACCCGGCUGAACCGAUGGCUGCCAGUGCGGGGGCAGCGGGACCCAGCGGCAGGGGUAGCCGGGAACAAACGCGGGGCCGUGCUGGUGACGGCCUUCCACGCCGGGGGAGGCGUGGUGGCGAGGACCGGCUCGACGUGCACUGCCACGGCCAGCCAGCCGCUCCGGCGGGGCCUGACGUGGGGACUCCCGAGGGCCCUGGCGGCGACAACGGCGCGCAACGGCUCGUAUCAGCCCGUGGAGGACGCCGCGGCAACCAGGUCCGAGUUCCCAGGAGCGAGAUGGUUGGAGGCCGUGGCGGAGGCCGCGCGGCGCGGCGGUCUGCAACCGAGAUGCCCGGGGCAGCAGCUGGAGCUGAAGACGGCUCUGCAGCGGAGACGGUGGCGGUGCCUGGCGGCGCAGAGGCCUCGGACUCGGAUUCAGACGUGGAGAAGCUGACAUGCGUAAUCUGCUGCGAGGAGGUCGGCUGGCUGGCGGUGGGCCCCUGCGGUCACACGCACACGUGCGCGCGCUGCUGCUUGCGGCUGCGGCUGCUUUACCGGGACAACAAGUGCCCGCUGUGCAAGCAGGAUAACAAGGAGGUGGUGGUCACGCGGCCGCCACUACCGCCCGGUGCCACUUUCGAGUCGCUGCGGGCUGGCGAGUUGCAGCCACAGCCACCGGCGGCGGCCUCGGCCUCGGCUGCGUCCAGCAGCGGCGGCACUGCCAGUGGUGGCGGCGGCAGCGGCCGUGGCCAGUCAUCGUUAUGGCAGCAACCUCGCUGGGCCAAGGGCGUGUUGGUGCUGGACCCGCUGACAGCGGCCGCAGGGGGCGGGCCCGGUGCUCCGGCGCCGCGGCGGCGGGUUCGCCCGCUGCACCGGUCGCUAUUGGCCAUGACGUCCACCAGCUGCGCCGUUUGCGACAAACACGGCAAGAAACCCUUCGGGACCAUGGGGCUGCUGCUGGGCCAUCUCAGGUCGGCUCACGGCCGCAGCCUGUGUGAGGUGUGCCUGGGUGCGGGCCUGCGCUUCCCGCUGGAGUACCCGCCGCUGGAGCCGCAGGCGCUUGCAGCGCACAUGGAGGCUGAGCACCCGCGGUGCGAGUUUUGCAACCUGCACUUCUACACGCGGGACGAGCUGUACUCGCACAUGACGCAGCGCCACUUCACAUGCCACGUGUGCGGGCGGCUGGGGCUCAUGUACCGCUACUUCGCGGACGCAAACGCGCUGCAGGUGCACAUGACUGAGGAGCACCACCCCUGCGAGCACCCGGACUGCUUCGGCUGCAUGAUCGCCUUUGCCACGCAAGAUGAGCUGCACACGCACAUUCGCGAGCGGCACAGCGCUCACAUGCCGCGCUGGGACCAAAGCCGGGCGAGGCCACUGCUCUUCGACUUCAUCGGCCAGCGCGGACCGGGCGCCGCCGCCGCCGCCGCGCCCGCGGAAUCGUCGUCGGGCCGGGGCGGCAGCCGCGCGCAGCGGGGCGGGCGCGGUGGUGACCGGGACGGCCGCUCUGAGGCGGCACGGACUCGCGGCGGCAGUGGCCCAAGCCGGCCCUCCAUCCAGGACCCGGAGGCCUUCCCCUCGCUGUCUGGGCUCACGUUGGGCGCAGCGGCGCCGUCAGGCCUGGGUGAUGUGCGGGACACGGACGGCGGGCUGGUGGUGCUCGAUGACGACCUGGGUAUGGCCAGAGAGCGGCCCGGGCCGGGGCCGGCGCACCGCGGGGCCCAGCCUGCACAGGCGGGGCCGGCCAGCGGUGGGGCGCCAGGCAUGAAUGCGCUCGGCCCCGGAACUGGACCGGGCGCUCGGUUGGCGGGCGUGUGGGGCGGCCGGGUGGCCGGCGCCGGCACGUUUGUAGAGGACUUCCCGGAACUCGGGCUGGCGGCUGGAAGCGGCGGCGGCGGGUCUGGUUGGGGCGGCAGCACGUGGAGCCGGCCGGCAGCUGCGCCCGCGGCUCCAGCUGCCACCAGCUCAACACCUGGGGCUUCACUGCGCAAGGUGACAGUCAAGUGCCCGUGCGGCCGGCGAGUGGAUCACCUGGCGCUGCGGGCGGACGAGGAGGUGCCUGCCCUGCGCUGUAACCGCGACUGUGAGGCCGCCCAGCGGCGCUCGCAGCUGGCUGACGCGUUCGGCGUGGCGUCAUCCGACAGCCACGUCUCCUACUUCGAGCGGCACCGCACGCCCAACUACCCGGCUUCGCUGAUCCAGUCUGCCCAAUCUCUGGGCGCGGAGUGGGUGGCGGGUGUGGAGCGGGAGCUGGGCCGCUUCCUGGCCGACCCCUCCGGACCCCGCCGCACCUCGCUGCCGGCCGGCAUGAGCCAGGCGCAGCGGGCGCUGGUGCACGAGCUGGCCGCACACUGGGGCCUGGCCACACACUCCAUCGGUGCGGGAGCGAUGCGGGCGGUCCAGGUGCUGCGAGCGCCCUCCAGCGGCGCGCCCACGCGGAUGCUGUCUGCGGUGGCUGCGGCCAUGCCGCCCGACGAGGUGGCUCGCAUGCUGGCUGCGCUGCCCGGCAACACCGGCACCGGGGCGGGCUGGGUACUGCGGCUGGUGGAUGUGGAGCCGGGAGCCAACAUGGGCUACUACUUGCGGCGCUGGGAAGGCGAGUACGUGCUGACCCCUGGCCCCGGCAGCGGUUCCUCAGCACCCUCCACCUACCUGGUCACCUUCGCCCGGGAGGCGGCUUUCCAUGACUGCUGCUCUACCUUGGGCGGCGGCGUCCGGGGUGUGUUCAGGACCCAGGUGGAGAGGUUGGCGGCUAGCGGCUCCAACUCAGCGUCUGCACCCGCAUCUACGCACGAGGGAGCCGCGCAGCCCCGGGCGGGCUGGACGGUACUGCGUAGCAACCGCAAGACGCCCAGUGGAGCGGCUAGUGGGGCCGGUGGCAGUGGCAGUGGCGGCCCAAGCGCUGGCGCUGUGCGGUCGGCGCUGGCUGCAGAUGCUUGGGGCGAGGACACGUCCGAGCGGCGGCAGCCGAGCGCUGGCACAGGCAGCAUCGGAGCAGCUGCUGGUGCGACAGCAUUUGCCAAGCCUGGUGGUGGAUCCGAGCCCCAGCUUCCGGGCCGUGGACCGAAGCUGGAUUUGGCCAAGGAGACCAAGUGGUCGGCGCUGGAGGCCGAGGAGGGAGAGGAGGAGGUGGAGGAGGCCAUGGCUGGGGGCGGUGAGAGCGCUGCCGCGGAAAGCGCGCAUCAAGCGGCCUCGAGCACGCGUAUUGGCCUAGCUCAGACCAGUGACGAUCUGCCCACAUGGGACGAGGACUAGACGAAAACAGGACGACGCUGUUUCACGACCACUGGCAAGUCAACUGCAAUCUGUGGACGGUACCUGUACUAGGUGGUGCCCCCCGAGCCACUGCGUAGUACGGUAACUUGUGGCCUUAUUACCGGUACUAGUUGGUGCCACUGUGGUUGUGGGUUCGUCGUAUAGCACGGCUGCUGCAACGUUACGUGGUGGGUUCGAGUGACUGCAGAUUGGUACUACAGUACAUUGCUUGUGUGACUGUGACUCAGAGCGAGCAGACUGGUCCCCUGCGAGCUCGGAGGAGGCCGGGCGUGUUCAGCGGCAGUCAAGUCUAGCACAUUUGGCAAGCUAGCGAACGCGAGGGACGUCCUGUAGCGGGUGAAACAUAGCCCCUACAGCGAAGGACUGCGACGGCAGUCCACUUGGUCCGAUGCGAUGCCCUCUCCACACUUUGCUGCGUAUCAGGGGCCUCACAGCUCAGUCAUACUGUCGCCCGGCCAUUGCUUUGCUGCAUACUGUUGCAUUUUCUCUGUGUUGCAUUUGGUGCUCAUCCGUGGACGCAGGUCAUCUUCCUGCAGGUGCGCUGCGGCUCUGCAUCGCGAGCGAGUGUGGCGUUGCGGUGUGUCUGUGUGGUGCUAUCGCCUGGCCGGGCGCCCGGAGCGUGAGGAAUGCGCAUCAGCAAACUUCCAGCCAGCCAGCAACUCCGGCGUUCGACCAGCCAUGCACUCCUGCCCUGCCCUGCUCUGCCGCUGCAAACUGUUUGCUGUCUGCUUGGGGUAUGGGCGUCAGCUGCACCCUAUGGGACCUCGCCAACCUGCCUGAACCCUGUCCCAUCACAUACUAACAGCUCAGCUAGUUGCAUGGCGCCAGCAACACCAGUCUAGCGGGAGCGCCUCAUGUUACGCGACGUAGUAUCAGCGGACAGCGCUGAUACUAGGCGUCGCUGUCAGCUAAGUGCGCCCCAACAACCGUACGGCAAGUCGCAUGCUCGCCAAGUCACGCACACGCACACUAACCCUAGCCUAGACAUACGUCACCCUGUGACCUGCACUGACCCGCACACCCUGUGACGGCGAAAUGCACUGCCGGCAUACUGGCUUGACAAAGUCGAAUGCAAGUGCGAGACAACAACACAACCGUAGUGAGGAAGCGCCGCGGGUUAGAAUUGGGAAUGUCGCGGCUGAGGUUCGGGGUAGAGCUGCGCCGCGGACCGAGUGCGACUUAGCGAAGAAUUUGCUGGUGUCGCACGGUGGAGCUGGCGCUGGAGUGUGAACAUUAUAGGCUGAUAUAAAGCAGGGAGACGCAGGAGGCGGCAAGCUGACAGGAGAGGCGGGGAUGGCGAGCGCAACUGGCGAGUGUAACUGGCACGGUCG
Molecule: messenger RNA, 5217 nt
Organism: Chlamydomonas reinhardtii
Lineage: Eukaryota; Viridiplantae; Chlorophyta; Chlorophyceae; Chlamydomonadales; Chlamydomonadaceae
Exons: 14
Coding region: 221-3865 (1214 amino acids)
Biological process (GO): rescue of stalled cytosolic ribosome; protein ubiquitination
Molecular function (GO): ribosome binding; ubiquitin protein ligase activity; nucleic acid binding
Source: RefSeq, a predicted model, not a curated record